Messenger RNA from Gastrolobium bilobum, 847 nucleotides. Its product is annotated as 17.5 kDa class I heat shock protein-like. Lineage: Eukaryota; Viridiplantae; Streptophyta; Magnoliopsida; Fabales; Fabaceae. The record is from RefSeq and is a predicted model, not a curated record. The coding region runs from base 101 to 604 and encodes 167 amino acids. Gene Ontology annotation, biological process: protein folding; protein complex oligomerization; response to salt stress. The transcript has a single exon.
CUCCAUUUUCUCAUCAAAGGACAAAGCUAACUAACUAUCGCUUCUCACUCUCACUUUAUUAUUUCCUCUGCUUUUUCCUAGUUAAAUUAAAGCUACAACAAUGUCGUUGAUUCCAAGCUUCCUUGGCACUGGUCGAAGGACCAACAUCUUUGACCCAUUCUCCUUGGACGUAUGGGACCCCUUCCAUGACUUCCCCUUCUCCACACCCACCGCCGCCUCCGCCGCCCUCUCCGUUCCGCGCUCUAACUUCGACACCGAGACGGCGGCGAUCGCCAACACCCGCAUUGACUGGAGGGAGACGCCGGAGGCACACGAGUUCAAGGCUGACCUUCCGGGGCUGAAGAAGGAGGAGGUCAAGGUGGAGAUCGAAGAGGAUCGGGUGUUGCAGAUAAGCGGGCAGAGGACUAAGGAGAAGGAGGACAAGAACGAGACCUGGCACCGCGUGGAGCGCAACAGCGGCUCUUUCCUCCGCCGCUUCAGGCUGCCGGAGAAUGCCAAGGUGGACAAGGUGAAAGCCUCCAUGGAGAAUGGGGUGCUCACUGUCAUUGUUCCUAAGGAGGAGGUUAAGAAGCCCGAUGUGAAGCCUGUUCAGAUCACAGGCUAGGCUAGGCUAGCUGGCCUCGUACUCGGAGUAUCAGACUUGAACGUGUUACUUUGCGCAUUCAAUAAAAUCAACAUAUGUAGUUGAAUUCGAGUUGUGUGAUGUUGAUAUGUAUGGACUCUGCUCUUGCAUGAGCGUGGUUGUGAUGGUGUUGGGGUUGUGUUGUGCUCUAUGUUAGUGUUAGUUAUGUGUGUAGUGUAUGCAAAGAGCUUUUCAAUUUAUCAAAGUUAUGAGUUUCUUCUUCAA